Corticium candelabrum is the source of this 1423-nucleotide messenger RNA. RefSeq lists its product as uncharacterized. The record is from RefSeq and is a predicted model, not a curated record. Gene Ontology annotation, biological process: oligosaccharide metabolic process; glycoside catabolic process. The coding region runs from base 1 to 1239 and encodes 412 amino acids. The transcript has a single exon. Gene Ontology annotation, molecular function: alpha-galactosidase activity. NCBI's taxonomy places the organism in Eukaryota, Metazoa, Porifera, Homoscleromorpha, Homosclerophorida, Plakinidae. Gene Ontology annotation, cellular component: cytoplasm.
AUGUCUCUCUUGCCACUACACGUAGUUGUCCUGCUAGUGUUGACGUUGGGCUACACUGAUGGGCUCGACAACGGAGUUGCUCUCACUCCACCGCUGGGUUGGGACACUUGGUGUACGCAGGGACCCUGUGGACGUGACUGGUGCUCAUCUGAGGAGGUCACGAGUGCCACAGACUCUAUUGUUGCAAACGGAAUGAAAACUGCAGGCUACCAAUAUGUGAUCAUCAGUGACUGCUGGGCUGACCAUCGGGACACCACUGGUACUCUUGUAGCUGAUAUAUCUCGAUUUCCAAACGGAAUCAAGCCUGUCUGUGAUUAUGUACACUCGAAGGAACUCAAGUGUGGCAUCUAUACUGAUCUCGGUGAGUACACCUGCAGCACAGGUGGACGCUCACACAAAAUACCCGGCAGUUAUGGACACUAUGAGCAGGAUGCACAUACGUUUGCUAGCUGGGGCAUCGAUUUUGUAAAAGCAGACUUUUGUAACACACCAAGUAAUGACAAGGAUCCUCAUCAACUGUACAAAGAAUUCUCCGACGCAUUGAACAAGACAGGAAGACCGAUAUUGUUCAAUGCAUGUGAGUGGGGACUCGACGAUCCUUGGAAAUUUAUGGGAAAAAUUGCUAAUACUUGGCGUACUGGGCCAGAUCACCACGAUGAAUGGUCUAGUACUGCACCCAUUAUUGAGCACAAUGCAAAUCUGUGGACAUAUGCAGACCCUGGAGCUUGGAAUGAUGCCGACUUUCUGAUGACUGGUGGACAAGGUUGUGCCGAUUUUGCUGUUGGUCAUCGAUGUCCUGGUCAGACAGACGACGAGUAUCAAACUUCGUUCAGUCUCUGGUGCAUUAUGGCAUCUCAAAUAGUCAUUGCCACUGACGUUCGGAAUAUGAGCGAUACACAGAAAAGAAUUUUGCUGAAUGAAGAAAUGCUGGCCGUUCAUCAAGACAAACUGGCACGAGCUGGUGGUCGCGUGGGAUUUGGUAAUUGUAGUGAAGGACCGAAUGUGUGUCAGAUUUGGUUAAGAAACGUCACGGAUGGGGUUGUUAUUGCGACAUAUAACUCUGGCAAACAAGCACACAAUAUCACCUUUAAUGCAACUCGUGUAGCUAACUUAAAUGUGUCCGCCAUGAAGAUCAGAGAUUUAUGGCUCCAUACUGAUCUUGGUUCAUUUAAUGGAUCAUUUACAGCAAAGGCUGUUCCUCCCCAUGGAACUAAAGUGUACAAGUUAACAAAGGCCUAAUUCAAGCAAUGGCACAACACACCAACAAACUGUUCAGUGUUUGUAAUGUUUUGCCAUUUUCAUAUACCAGUAUCUAACUUCAGUGUUACUGCCGCUGUUGUUCUUCUAUUUUUGUAAAAUAGAAAAACUGCAUAUUUGGUUUCAUUGAUUUGAGUUCGAAUUGAUAUAAUCAAAUACGACUCAU